AUGCUUCCGGAUCCCGGGGGUCCUGGGGCGCCGCAUGCGCGCAGCCAGGCCCAGGCGGCCCAGGCGGCCCAGUUACCCAGCCACCAAGGUGGGGUGACGCCGCCUAUGCAGACACCCGGCCAGCCGGCACCCAUCCGGCAUCAGGACCCGAGCUUGCUCCCAGACAGUCUUAUCGACUCGUCGUCUGGGCACAUGCCGCCAUCCCCGACCGCUUCAGUGGCGUCGGCUGCUGGUGUGGCAACGACUCCGGUGGCUACACCGGUGACGACUCCGGCAACGGCUGCUCCGAAUCCGCCCAGGGGCGUUUCAGCUCCCUCCGCGACACCAUCGGAGUGCUCCACAGUUGUCCGGCAUGGGCAGUUCAACACUGCUGCAUGCGACGAAGCAACAGACGACUCGGAUCCAGAUGUUUCCUCAUGGCAUGGAAGAGGUCAACAGCAAUCUUUGCAGGACGUCUUGGCCUUCCUGGACCAAAAGGAACGGGAGGUCAGCAUGAUCUUUUCCAAGACGCGGACUCAGCUGCUACAAGCCAUGCCCAUGCCGCCAAGCACGGACGGAUCUGGCUCGGCAGUGAGAGCUCGUUCUGACGAGGCCACAGUGAGGUGGAGGGAAUUUGGCGAGCCGUUCUACCGUGCGAUUUCCCUGCGGCUGGGUCAAGGCAAGUACAGCACCAUGUCUCAAUCGGGAGACUUCGGGCUUAUGUGGCAUAUGGUCAGAUCGGGCGUCUUGUGUAAGCGAAUUGAUUUCCUUCGACCUUGUGCACGGAUCACCUCAACAUACCUCAACGGUGGAGAUCGUACCGUCACCCGGCCCGCUGCUGCCAUGGCUUCCGCAGCCGCGCCUUCCGGCGAAUGCUCGCUGCAAAAGGCUGCCCAGUUCGCAAGUGAUCUCGGCAUCAGUUUCAAUCCCCACGCUGCUUGGCAACGUAAUGGUCAGCUGCAGACCAGGACAGAAUUGAAGCACUUGGCCUUCGACAAGUCGGGCCUGAGAUUGGGUGACAAGCUUGUGGCUAAAUGGCAGCAGCUGGCUAUGGCCUCUGUCCGCUUGCGUUCUGACGGCCAAUCUUUGGAUGUUGUGUUCGCAUCAGCAGACCAUUCCAUCUUCGACUUUGCACAGGUUUCGGUGCCCAUGGACGCCUCUGCGACUGCCUUGCUUCAGGCGAUCCAUGCUGCUCAGCUCCCGGUGAGAAGCAUCUCCCGGACAGUUCUGACAUGGCCAAUUCGGGCUCUGCACCCGCAUCUGACCUUCAAAGAGGUUUACUGGCUCCACUCGUCGAUGUCCAAUGCUUUGGAGGUCCUUUUCGGACUCACCUUUUUUCUCACACUCCACAGCCGCCUCAGUUCCUCUGCCAAUGGGGUAUUGUCUUCUCUCAUGAAAUUAUGGGAGGACAUCCAGAACAUCUAUGCAGGAGAGAAUCUUUCUGACUGGCCGUGGCUUGCAAGCUGGUAUAUGGUCUUGGAAGGCUUCCGAGGCUAUGGUGGGGGCUUCCUGAUUCCGUUCACAAUGCCGCUUCACCUUUGCCUCCUGCUGUUAGACUUCCAUGCCGAUAUUCUUAUAUUGACGAUGUUCCUGCCUCACGUUUUCCUCCUGUGGCAUUCGGUGACCAGCUUGAUCGUCGCCGUGCAGAAAGCUGUAGCCAUAUUCCUGAAUUUGACGCAGGGCCGAGCCAAGGGUUCAAAGAAUGAUUGA
Molecule: messenger RNA, 1689 nt
Organism: Symbiodinium sp. CCMP2456
Lineage: Eukaryota; Dinophyceae; Suessiales; Symbiodiniaceae
Source: the annotation of a GenBank genome assembly